This is a messenger RNA of Cucurbita moschata (crookneck pumpkin), 673 nucleotides long. RefSeq lists its product as uncharacterized. The record is from RefSeq and is a predicted model, not a curated record. Bases 101 to 394 code for a protein of 97 amino acids. Lineage: Eukaryota; Viridiplantae; Streptophyta; Magnoliopsida; Cucurbitales; Cucurbitaceae. The transcript has 4 exons.
GUCAUCUUGUUGAAGCGGUCGGGUCUAUUUCUAGCUUCCGUUCCGCCGUAUCAGCGUCAUUGAUCUCUCUUUCUCUCUGUAGGGAAGAAAAUCUGAAUCCAUGGCUACCUUAGCGGCUGCCGCAGCUCGUCAAGCCAGAGCCCUAACUCGAGUCUCCUCUCCUCAGUCAGCUGCCACUCUUAUUCAAAGGCGCGGUCUCGCUGGCGCUGCUGACCACCAUGGACCACCGAAGGUUAACUGUUGGUCAGAUCCCAUGAGCCCAUCUAAAUGGAAGGAAGAGCAUUUUGUGAUUGUCUCAUUAUCGGGAUGGGGCCUACUCUUCUUCGGAGGUUACAAGUUCUUUACCGGGGGCAAGGGAAAGAAGGAUGAGAAACUUGUGGAAGCAUCACAAUGAGCUGAGCUGUGGAGAAUUUUCCGAUUGUUCUGAAGUACUCCCCGUAAUAAUGUAUUUCCUUGGACCCUCAUGCGUCUGUGGUGGAAUAGUUUCUCAGACUAGUUUAUGAUCCUAUCUUGUAGCUUCUUCUUGACAUUUUGAGUAUUUCAUGCACCGAAGUGUCCUAUAUCUAAUAAUACGAUUUUACAGACAUUUAAGCCCCAACAACUCAUUCAUUGAAUUUGGGCACUUGUGGUUCCGAGUUUGUGAUUGAUCAAAGGCAUCUUUGAGUUAAAAAAA